Fimicolochytrium jonesii is the source of this 726-nucleotide messenger RNA. RefSeq names its product uracil-DNA glycosylase-like protein. Gene Ontology annotation, cellular component: mitochondrion; nucleus. The record is from RefSeq and is a predicted model, not a curated record. The annotation marks the transcript as partial. Gene Ontology annotation, molecular function: uracil DNA N-glycosylase activity. NCBI's taxonomy places the organism in Eukaryota, Fungi, Chytridiomycota, Chytridiomycetes, Spizellomycetales, Powellomycetaceae. Gene Ontology annotation, biological process: base-excision repair; base-excision repair, AP site formation via deaminated base removal. The transcript is spliced from 2 exons.
GCAUUAAAGCUGCGUGAGGCUUCGAAUCUACUUCAGCUGGAACGGCAAACAAUGGGUCCGGACUGGUAUCAGGCUUUCCUCCCCGAAAUGCAGAAACCAUAUUUCCAAAAGAUUAAGAGAUUCUUGGAUGAAGAAGCGCGAAAAGGGAAGGUGGUGUACCCCGCGGCAAAUGAGAUUUAUACGUUUACGAAAUGCCCGCUCAAUAAAGUGAAGGUAGUCAUCAUAGGGCAGGACCCCUACCACGGGCCCAAUCAAGCACAUGGGCUCUGCUUCUCCGUCAAGAAAGGCGUGACGCGACCACCCUCACUGCAGAAUAUCUUUCGUGAGCUCGAAUCAGAUCUGGGUGCGGACGGGUUCCAGAAACCGGAUCACGGAUCGCUUGAAGGAUGGUGCACAGAAGGCGUGCUACUUCUGAACGCCACGUUGACCGUACGAAAGAAAGAAGCCAACAGUCAUGCCGAUAUAGGCUGGCAGACGUUCACGGACGCUAUCAUUCAGCAGUUGAACAAAAGCGGGGACGGGUUGGUGUUUAUGCUGUGGGGUGCAUUUGCGCAGAAGAAGGGCACGAGUAUAGAUAAGAAAAAGCAUCUGGUGCUGAUGUCGAAGCAUCCUAGCCCAAUGAGUGCAAAUCAGGGGGGAUGGUUCGGGUGUAAGCAUUUUUCGAAGGCAAAUGAAUGGUUGAAGGAAAGGGGUUUGACGGAGGUGAAUUGGAAUCAUCUUCCGUAG